Molecule: messenger RNA, 3711 nt
Organism: Boleophthalmus pectinirostris (great blue-spotted mudskipper)
Lineage: Eukaryota; Metazoa; Chordata; Actinopteri; Gobiiformes; Gobiidae
Gene: dhx30
Product: DEAH (Asp-Glu-Ala-His) box helicase 30
Exons: 19
Coding region: 1-3489 (1162 amino acids)
Cellular component (GO): cytoplasm; nucleus; intracellular anatomical structure
Molecular function (GO): DNA helicase activity; G-quadruplex RNA binding; ATP binding
Source: RefSeq, a predicted model, not a curated record
AUGGCGCUACCCGGUGUUUUACUCGUGCGAAUGAGAGCACUCUGUAGUUUAGGUAAAUGUAUUCAGUCAAGAGCCCAAACUGCCACAAACUGGAGCGAGGGGAUGCAUUGGUAUCGGACCAAACCCCGGAAUCACCAGGACCACGGGAUAGGCCACUAUCAGGGUAAACGAGCAAACCUUAAUCCAAGUCUUCUGAAGGAGUUUCCAGAUGCCAAGGGUCUUCUGCACAAUACAAUCUCUCGUUCACUGGGCAUUAGCGAUACAUCCGGACUAGUCCAAUACAGCUGCAAUGAAUAUGACGGUGUCAAGAAAGCAACAGUGACCGUGCUAUGGCCUUGUAAAAUUGAAGAGGAGGCAUAUGCAUCCAAAAAGAUUGAUGCCGAACGGGCUGCUGCAGCUGCUGUGUGCCAAAAAUUGAAGGACAUGGGUGUUAUUGGUCCAAACAAUCAGCUUCCCCAAAGAAGAGCGGGCAGAGGGAGAGGAGGGCUGCAGUCACAUCUCUUUGACAAAGAUGAGGACUUUUGUCAAGAUAACUUCCAUGUGUCUAAAUCAAUAUCAAAUGGACAAAAGCAGAUGCCUAUUGAAGAAAAUCCUGAAGUUUCUCAAGCGGUCUCCCUUUUUCCACAUGCAAAGUCUCUUCUCACAAGGGUCAUUCAAGUUGCCACCUCAUCCCAAAGAACAAGGGAGCUGGUCCAGUAUAAAAUUACUGGAGGGAAUAUAAAGACAUGUGAGCUGACAUUAAGAUGGCCUGAGGAGAUGACAUUUACAGCCGUAUCAAACAAACGAGCAACCGCAGAAAAGAGGGCCGCAGCUUUAGCAUGCUUAAAACUCAAGGAACUUGAGCUGCUGGAUGAAAACAACAACCCCCUGACUCAUGCAAAGUACCACCGUGAGCUGGUGAAGGAGGCUGGAGCAAGAGACAGGCGGCCAUUUCUGCUGGACAUUCCUGAAUAUCUGGAGGACAGUAUCAAAUCAUAUCUUUCAGAGUAUCCAGUGGCAGCAGAGGUCCAGAAGCUGUGGGAGGAAGAGGAGCAAGCAUCUCAACAGAAGGAGGAGGAGGAAGAAGAGGAUGAAGAGCCUCUGACAGAUGCUAUCACGGGCCGACCAUACAGACCUCUGUCUUCCCAGCAGGCCCAGCAGCUCAACUCCUACCUGCAGGGGGAGUGGGAGAGCGCAGACCCAGGCCUCUCUGUGGAGCUGCCCGUCGAUGCUCACCGCCAGAGGGUGCUGUCUGCAGUCCAGUCCUCCAGGGUGGUGGUGAUCGCCGGGGAGACGGGAUGUGGAAAAACAACCAGGAUUCCACGCUUUCUGCUGGAGGAGAGGGUCAGGGCAGGAGAAGGAGCAAACUGUAACAUCUUGGUCACUCAGCCCAGAAGGAUCAGCGCUGUGUCUGUAGCUCAUCGAGUGGCUCAGGAGAUGGGCCCAGCUCUCAAACGCUCUGUGGGAUAUCAGGUGCGACUUGAGAGCCGCCCCCCAGAGCACAGUGGAGGGGCCUUACUCUUCCUGACCGUGGGUGUCCUCCUGAAGAAGCUCCAGUCAAACCCCUCUCUCAAAGGCAUCAGUCAUGUGGUGGUGGACGAGGUGCACGAGAGGGACAUAAACACAGACUUGCUGCUGGCUCUGCUAAGGACUGGCCUGGAGGAGAACCCUGACCUCCGGGUGGUGCUCAUGAGUGCUACUGGAGACAACCACAGACUGUCCCAUUAUUUCGGAGGCUGCCCCAUUGUGAAGGUGCCUGGCUUCAUGCAUCCGGUGAGGGACAGGUUUCUGGAGGACGUGCUGAGAGAGAUGGGAAGACCACUGCUGCGUCAAGAUGAAGAGACCGAUAGUGAGAUGGAAAAAGAUGAUACAGUAUUAGAUUUGGAUUUGGUAGCUGAUGUGAUUGAACAUGUUGACAAAUGUGGAGAGCCAGGGGCUAUAUUGUGUUUUCUUCCUGGUUGGCAAGACAUCAAAAUGGUUCAAGAGAAACUGGCAGUUAAGCAGCACUUUUCAUCAGGCAAACAGAUGAUUCUGCCUUUGCACUCCAGUUUAUCAGUGGCCGACCAGCAGACUGUGUUCCAGCACCCGCCUCCAGGCCAGAGGAAAAUCGUUUUAACAACAAACAUAGCUGAAACCUCCAUCACAAUAGAUGACAUUGUGCAUGUGGUGGAUACUGGAAUGCAUAAAGAGCAGAAUUAUGACCCAAGAACAAAGGUUUCCUGUCUGGACACAGUUUGGAUUUCCCGCUCCAACGUCACCCAGAGAAAGGGCAGAGCAGGGCGAUGCCAGCCCGGACACUCGUACCAUUUAUUUUCACAAACGCAACUAAAAUCUAUGACUCCUUUCCCCAUUCCUGAGAUCCUGCGCACACCUUUAGAGAAUUUAGUUCUGCAAGCCAAGAUUCACAGUCCUACUAUUCGGGCUAAAGACUUUUUAGCACAAGUACUUGAUAGUCCUGAUAAAGGAGCAGUAAAAGAUGCUGUGCAAAACUUACAAGAUAUUGGAGUUCUGGACAAAACGGAGACCCUGACCCCUUUAGGAGAGCGGGUGUCUUACAUGUCAUGUGACCCUCGUCUGGGGAAAGUCCUCAUUCUGGGAGCCUUGUUUCACUGUGUGCUCCCUCUGCUGUCUGUGGCUGCCUGUCUCACCAGGGAUCCUUUUCACAACAGCCUCCAGAACCGGGCCCUCGUAAACAAGGCAAAGGAAUCGUUGAGUCAAUCUAACCACAGUGACUACUUGGUGUUAAGUCAAGUAGUUUCAGGCUGGAGGAGGCUUCAGAGGGAGGGGGACAGAGAGGAGAGAGAUGAAUAUCUGGAUAAAUACACACUCUCCAGGACCAGUCUACGCUACAUCAAUGGUCUCAUUUCUCAGUUCAGUGAAAACCUGUUUGAAGCGAAGCUUGUGUCUCGGGCCAGUGAGUGUCAGAGACAGGCCUCAGUCUACAAUGAGCACAUCACAGAGGAAGAGCUGCUCAAGGCUGUUCUGCUGGCAGGACUUUACCCAAACCUCAUUCAGGUAAAAAGAGGUUUGGUAACCAAAGGAGGGCGCUUUCGACCAAACACUUUGGCCUUUAGAACAAGAACAGGUCCAGUGAUACUUCACCGCUCCACUGUCAACAGAGGAAAAGAGCUGCCCUGUCGCUGGCUCACAUUCUUUAGUGCAGUGAAGUCCAAUGAUCAAGUUUUCAUCAGGGACUCUUCAGCUGUGCACCCUCUGGCCCUGCUGCUGCUCACAGAAUGUGACAUCCAUGAGAGAGUGAGUGGAGACCGAGUGGAGGUGUCAUUCCCUGGACAUGCACUGGUGCGCUGUGAGAUGGCGGCUGACACCUGGGAGUUGCUAUGGGAACUGCGUACAUCUAUCCUCACCAUGUUAUACAGAAACCUUAGCGACCCUGAGAAUAUAACCACCAACUCUGCACAAGAUGGAAAACUCAUAUCACUGCUGGUUCAACUGCUCAAUAAUACAGACUCAAAUCCAUACACCCAGAACAGUGAUAGUGAGGUGGACUGAAAUGUGUAAUGUUUUCCUUAGAUGUCCAGUUCUUUUAAAAUUAACAUAUUCUGUUUCAUGUUAUUUAUCAUUUCUGUUACAAUGACUUCUGGAAACUGGUUUUGUUUUGUUGUGGUAAAAUCCAAACAUUUGAUUGGAUUAUGAAUAAUCUUUGCUUCAUAGUAGGCAGAAAUUUUACUUGCUCUUGUUGAGUAUAAAGAUCACUGUACAAUGUAAGAAAAA